CGGGACUUUUAUUUUGACAGUGUAUUCUUCUUCUUUACUGCGGCUUGCAUCACGCCGCUCGCGAGCUAAGCGUUGCCCACGCGCUGCAGUGACCUGGAUUGGUGAGCGUGUGAUGGUGGCCGAGGAGAAGUGAAAAGGUGUAAACAGUGAAUUCGGUUCAGUGUUUUAAUCCGAAUCAUGUCUGAAGACAGUAGAAAGCGGAGCUGGCGCGUGCGCGCUCACGGAGCUAAGCGGCCGCGGCAGGACCGCGCGCUGAGCGCGGGCAUGCAGGGCGUGCUGAUCACCUGCAACAUGAACGCACGCAGGUGCACGGCGGAAGCCUACAGCCUGCUGGGAGAGUACGGAGAGAAGCUGUACGGACCUGAGCAGUUGGGAGAUCCUGACGGCAGUGACAGCGAUGAGGCUGAGGAUGAAGAUGAUGUGGAGGCAGCUCUGAAGAAAGAAGUGACGCAGAUCCAGUCGUCCAGCAAGAAACGGGAGCGGCGCUUCCAGGCGGUGGACAGCGGAGCCAAUAACGUCGUCUUCAUCCGCACGCACGACGUCGACCCGGAGAAGCUGGUUCACCACAUCCUGCAGGACCUUCACCAGACGAAGAAGAAGAAGUCUCGGGUGAUCCUGCGGAUGUUGCCGGUCAGCGGCACCUGCAGGGCGUUUCCAGAGGACAUGGAGAAGUACCUGAGCUCUUACCUGGAGCCGUGGUUCAAAGCUCCAAACCGCGCCUCCUUCCAGAUCAACUUCAAGGCCCGGAACAGCAGCCACAACAAGAGAGAGGAAGUCAUCAAAUCUCUGGCAGGUUUGGUGGCCAAGCUGAACCCUGAAAACAAGGUCGAUCUGACCAACCCUGAGCUGACCAUCAUCGUGGAGAUCAUAAAGUCCGUGUGCUGCGUCAGCGUCGUCCGGGACUACAUGCUCUUCAGGAAGUACAACCUGCAGGAGGUCAGCAAAGCAUCGACCAAUCAGGAGCAAGGCAAACGAGAAGCUGCGCAAGGGGAGGCGGACCCGGAACAGAACGAGGUGGAGCCAGAGAAGAACAAGGCGGAGUUGGAGCAGAACCAGGCAGGGCCUGAGCAAAAUGAGGUGGAGUCAAAGGAGGUCAAAGAGGGUGGGACAGACGGGGAGACGGAAGGAGGAGUCAAGGAGACUGAAGAGGCGGAGCGAGAGUGAUUGACAGUUGAAAUACAGCUGCACUCCUGAACAAUCAGUACAGAGCAGGGUUCUUUUUACUGGGCCUGCUGUCUGUGCUGACAGACUGGGAUCUGCUUUCUAAAGGGUUUUAGAGACUUAAUUUAGUCCAGACUGAGACUGAGCCUGCGUCAGGUGACGUACAGUCUGUUUAGAGGAAGUUUCUCUCUGUUUUAUGGGUGUGAAACAGUGUGGAGUUUAGUUUUUUAUUGUUAUUUUUACUGAACGAGGAUGCUGAGCUGCUGCGCUUCACACCGGUUCACUGCAUCAGUUUAGAUUUACACAGCUGGACUGAGCUGCACCAGGUUUGCGAAGGUUUACAUUUAAGUCUGUGUUUAAAGUCUUCAGUUACACUAAAUUUGGUUGCACCACAAACCCGUAAGUUGUGUCUUCACUAGUAACAACUAACUAACGCGUACGUCGCUAUAACACGACGAAAACACGAUCAGAACCGAUCUGUAAACCCGCUGCCAUGGAAACCCGACGGCAGCUGCUCUGACUGAAUAUUCAGCCUAGAAGAGAAGGAUGUGUACGGGUUAAACUGAAUAAACCUAAUUAUUUACAGUCACUGUCUGUUUAUUCUUUAAUAUUUCACUGAGAAACCAAAUACGCAACUUUUUAAAUGCCGGUUUCUGGCUGAGCGACACAACAGCAGAUCAGUUUAGUCAUUCGGGCUGCUGAGUCUCUGAGCUGGAGCUGUGGGUGUUUAGCUUCAUGACCAGAGUUUAAACCAGGGCGACGAUUAGGGCUGUGAGUAAAAUCAGUGUUUAGUUGUAGCUUAGUAACCAAAAAAGUCCUGUUUUUGUCUUUUUUGUGCUGUCUGUGUGUUUCUGUGAUGGUUUCCCCAAAACUCACACCUGCUGAGGGGGGUGUGGACAUUAAACAGCUACUAAACUCAGCGUUAGUUUGUGGUGCAGCUCGUUCUGAUUUAGUGAUGAUAAACCUGAACUUAGUAAACACUUACGGUACAGCUAGCCUACGUUUGUACUUGCGCACAGCUGGGGCAACUGGCCACUGGGGGAGAAAUGGAGUUUAGGCAACACUUUCUUUCUUUUACAGUGCUUUAAGUUUUAGGUAUUAACCAGAUACGUGUUAAGUACAAACUCCAAAGUACUAGAUAAUAAUUGUGGGGUACCAUGAUGGGAAGUUCUGAGUCAGUUUAACUAAACUAUCCUGAAAAGCCCAACCAGUUCUAGAUAGUAACUUGGUAAGUGGAACAAACUCCACAGUGCUGUGUGAUUAUUUUGGAUAACUAAUUUACACUGAAAUGAUCAGGUUCUAGCUAUUGAACUGAAAGGACACAGUAAAAUAUCUGUUUUUUGGGGUGACAAGGUAAUAAAAAUCACACAGUAUUGUGGAGUUUGUACCACAUAAUUACUCAGUUAAUAUCUAGAACGUGGCAUUUCCGUGUAAUUCACUCAGACUGCUUUAGAACGUACCAUCUUGUUACCGCUAAUAGUUAUCUAGUACUUUAGAGUUUGUACCCCACACCUAAGGAACUGUUUAGUCCAUUCGUUCUGCUUCCUAAACAGGAUUAACUCUGGAUUGUUGCUUUAAGUCCGUUUAUUAUUGUGUUUUUACCCUGUCGAAAAACCCAUAUAAACCAUUGUGUUUCUGUUGGUUCCUGAUGGUUCUGUAAUGUGUUUUGUCUUUUUUAAUGGGUUUAUAUCACUGCAUAAAGGAUCCUAAUGGUCUAACAGGUGACCAGUGGGUGAUUCUAAAUGCAUUUGAUGGUUUCCUAAACUGAACUAUCUUUCUACUGACACUGAAUAAAAGUACCAACAAAGUAUGA
This is a messenger RNA of Colossoma macropomum (tambaqui), 2974 nucleotides long. It is a transcript of the gene thumpd1, whose product is annotated as THUMP domain containing 1. The transcript has 4 exons. The coding region runs from base 178 to 1164 and encodes 328 amino acids. The record is from RefSeq and is a predicted model, not a curated record. Gene Ontology annotation, biological process: tRNA modification. Gene Ontology annotation, molecular function: RNA binding. Lineage: Eukaryota; Metazoa; Chordata; Actinopteri; Characiformes; Serrasalmidae.